Molecule: messenger RNA, 1012 nt
Organism: Trichoderma asperellum CBS 433.97
Lineage: Eukaryota; Fungi; Ascomycota; Sordariomycetes; Hypocreales; Hypocreaceae
Source: RefSeq, a predicted model, not a curated record
UUCCUAUGGGUCUCAAAGCAGAAUCUGGAGCCACCCUGUAUCAAGAUGCCCCUAGAGCAACUCAACCUGGCUGGCGGUAUCGUUAUAGAAGGCUACCAGGGGCCAACUCCUCAGCGACAGCAUAAGAACACGGAUGAACAAGCCUGGAAGGAGCUCGAUCAGAGUAUUCCAGAUUCUGAGGAAAAGUGGAAAGACAGCAGGAAGUAUACGUUCAAUGAUACUCCAAGAAUGAUCGCUUUAGUUCGCGAAGCGAUUGAUCCACUGCUUAAACAUAAUCCUGAUUUUAUAGUUGAUGCUAAUCGGAGAAUUGGCAUGAUACAAAGAAUCAUUUUAUUGGCGGCACACGAAGUGAUUCGGACAAAGGCGCAAGAUGCAGAUAGUUUUUACUAUUAUGUCAGGCAACUUCUCAGUCGGCGAUCGAAACCCUUGAAAAAAGACACCCUUAACAAGAAAGCCAGAGAAGUAAGGAAGCUAAUCGAGGAGAUGGAUAAACUAUAUAAAGAUAAACUUCGAAGUCGCUCAUUUGAAGCCAUUCUGCUUUAUGCACCAUUGAUACCAAGGUAUCUUGAAAAAUAUAUGAAUGAUACCGAGAGAUUUACGAAGUGCUUUCGUAAAUGCAAGCCUCUAGGAGAAAACCUCACGGAAAUCCAAGUCUCAUUACCAUUAUAUAUACCUUUCUUUGUCUGCUAUCUCCUAACGCAUCGUAAAGAACCAUUCUCCUUAAGGUAUCACAUUAGCGCCCUAUUGAUUUACAUUUUCUAAUACAAGGAGCAGCUACGAAAACGUUUGCGAAGUCCUGAAAACUUCCACUUAUGGUACUGAUGAGUACAGAGAAUUUGUCAAGGCCGUGGAAAACGAGUCCAUCGAGUUCUACAAUAGCACAAUAAAGUCUUCUCAUAGGGCAGCAAUAUCAAAUCAAGCUGUACCCAGUUCGAAUACCGCUCAUACAGAACAGCACACUCUCUCACUUCCUUCUAAGCCGCCUAGCACUUUAGAACGGCGUAAAAUAGGC